Molecule: messenger RNA, 1554 nt
Organism: Aspergillus welwitschiae
Lineage: Eukaryota; Fungi; Ascomycota; Eurotiomycetes; Eurotiales; Aspergillaceae
Product: major facilitator superfamily domain-containing protein
Exons: 2
Coding region: 1-1554 (517 amino acids)
Biological process (GO): transmembrane transport
Cellular component (GO): membrane
Molecular function (GO): transmembrane transporter activity
Source: RefSeq, a predicted model, not a curated record
AUGGGCGACAUGUACUCGGAAGCCGAGUUGGAGCGACUUGGUCGCAUGAGGCCGGCUAUCUUCCCUAAUUUGCUAUCGGAACUGGGAUUUUGCUUUUCGCUCGUGCUCUCGCAGAUUAUGGCAGAAUACUUCAUUUCCGGCUUCAAUGUUCUCCUCCCCUCUUUAGCUGAGGGACUGGACAUCCCAGAAGCCUCGUCCAGCUGGCCAUCGAGUGCCUUUGCCCUGACGGCGGGUGGUUCGUUGCUCUUCUUCGGCCGUCUGGCGGAUCGCUAUGGAGGGUUUGUCGUCUUCGCAGGAGGGUUGGCCUGGCAUCUUGUCUGGUCGCUCGUUGCCGGUUUCGCCAAGAAUGCCCUCAUGAUGUAUUUUUGUCGGGCGUUGCAGGGUUUUGGCCCAGCUGCUUUUCUUUCGGCUGGAAUCAUGCUCUUGGGCACUACCUAUCGACCGGGAUGGCGCAAGAACUUGGUGUUCAGUAUCUACGGCGCCUGCGCGCCCAUCGGAUUUGUCGCCGGAAUCUUUGUCUCCGGCAUGACUGGACAGUUUCUCGACUGGCGCUGGUAUUUUUGGAUCGGGACGAUGUUGCUCUUCCUGGCCCUCAUCGCAGCUGUCCUCUCCGUCCCAGCCAGUAUUCGCCGCAAGCCUCCGCACCCUGACAUGUCCAUAGAUUGGGCUGGCGCCGGCCUCUUCUUUUGCAGUCUGGUGCUGAUAUUUUUCGCCAUCAACGACUGCGGCCAUGCACCCGACGGCUGGCGAACACCUUACGUGUAUAUCACGUUGAUUGUGGGCUGUUUUGUGCUGCUAGCUGCGAUCUACGUCGAAGGUUGGGUGGCCAAGGAGCCACUUCUUCCUCUUAGUCUCUUCCGCAUCCCCCAACUAUCGUCCCUACUCCUCGGACUGUUCUGCUUCUACGGCGUGUUUGGCAUCUGGCUGCUAUACUGUGUGGAGUACAUGGAGAAUAUCAUGCACGCCUCGCCCCUGCUCGUGGUAGCGUACUUUGUCCCCUUCGCGCUAGGUGGCAUCUUCUUUAGCCUGAUUGGAGGCUUAUUCCUGCAUGUUCUUCCUGGCACGGUUCUUCUUGUGAUCUCGGGCAUUGGAUGGCUGAUGGCACCACUGCUAUUUGCUAUCAUGCCGCUCGGAGCCAGCUACUGGCCCUACGUAUUUCCGGCCAUGAUCUGCGGCACCCUUGGCAUGGAUGUCACGUACAAUGUGACCAACAUCUUCGUUACUACCUCUCUUCCCGAGCGACAACAAGGGCUCGCCGCUGCGGUUGCCAACAGCGUUUUGUUCUUGGGCAUUAGUUUUUGGCUGGGGUGGGGUGACUUCACCUCGGCGCAGGUGAAGGGAGACUUGCGCGCGAGAUACCAGGCUCCACUCUGGAUGGCGGUGGGGUUGGCCGGGCUGGGACUGAUCAUCAUGGUGCUCUUUGUGAAGAUUAAGCCCGCUAAGAGCGAGGUGACAGUGGAUGAGAAGGAAGGUAACUCAGGGGACACGGAGAUGGUGCCCAAGCAGGAGACAGACAUUGCAGUGAAUGGACGGGAUGGGGAUGUCCUGCAAUAA